AUGGUCAAUCCCGUGACCAGCCACCAACUUUCUCGAAGCGACGCGGCUGCCCUUCACAGCACGUUAACCAGCGCGUCUAACCAUCAUUCACCACUCACCACCAACACUACCACCAACUUCAUCGUCACCUGCACCACUACCUACGAUACAUACAAUACACAACGAGCACACCAUGGAUAUUCCCGAUGAUCCUCUCCUCGACUUCCGCAAUGUCUUCCCCGCCGACCUCAAGAACCCCUACCCAAAAGCCCGGGUCGACGAGAUCCUGCGCAACCGCCAGCUUCUAGACGAAGAGCUAUUCUUCGACAGCCUACUGAAAUCCUUUGCCAGAAUCAAAGACGUGCCAACAAACUACCCUCCAAAAUCCGUUACCUCGCUCAAAUCCCUCCACACGUUGAUCACAACCUCGGACCACCUCGACACGCUGAAGAAGCACACGCUCCUGUACUACCUGCUGCUGGACCUACCCACUUCCACCGCCGCAAGCACCUUCGCCGCGCGCAUCCUUCUCCCGCAGAAUUUCAUCGACCUGAUCACGGCGGUGCACGAUCUCGACAACCUCUCGCUGCAGUCGGCGCUGGCGCACCUCACCGCGCCCGCCGUAACCCCUCCCGUUCCGGAGAAGAUCCUCAAAACCCUCUACACCCACGGCUCCGCGCGGAUGGCAGUCACCUUCGUCACCUGCGUGCAGCCAGUACUCGAAUCGCCAGAGGCGGUCGAAAUCUUCUUCACCGCGCAGAUGCAGCUGAGUCCCGAGGCCGCUUUCUUGUAUGCGCGGACGGCGCCGGGGUUCCUGCGUACCCAGUUUUUGAGGAAACUGGUGAACUACUGCAUCACGACCAAUCCCGCAGUCAAUGCGCUCAAGCUCUUGAAUCUGCCGUUUAGUGAGGAAGAGAAGACGGUGUUUGUGGAUGCAUUGAAGGGGAGUGGACAUGAGGUCGCGAAGGAUACGUUGGUGGUGUGGCAGGUGCAUCAGGGUCGAGUGGAGGAUGCGUUGAAGAGUGCGCAGCAGGCGGCGUUGAAAGGGGACGUUGGGGGGUUGGAUUGGGCGGUGCUUGGGGAAGGGCUAAAGAAGGGAUUGGGAGCUAGGAAUGUUGCUGCUUAAUUUGAUUAUCACCAUCAUCGCCAUCACCAGCAUGGAUAAUCACUAGCUGGAAUCACAAAAAGGUUGUUCGUAUAAUGAUGCUUUUUGUUUGUAAUAUCAUACACCUAGCCGUCCCCAACAUUUACCGCAUCAAAGGAUCUUCUGCCCGGA
This is a messenger RNA of Tricharina praecox, 1255 nucleotides long. RefSeq names its product nuclear pore complex assembly-domain-containing protein. The record is from RefSeq and is a predicted model, not a curated record. Lineage: Eukaryota; Fungi; Ascomycota; Pezizomycetes; Pezizales; Pyronemataceae. Bases 173 to 1105 code for a protein of 310 amino acids. The transcript has 2 exons.